AUGGUGCCUCUGCGCUGGUGUAUGCUGUGGCUGCUCUUACCACUCAGCUCAAGGACCCAGAAGUUGCCUACUCGAGAUGAGGAACUCUUUCAGAUGCAAAUUCGGGACAAGGCAUUUUUUCAUGAUUCGUCAGUAAUUCCAGAUGGAGCUGAAAUUAGCAGUUAUCUCUUUAGAGACACACCUAAAAGGUAUUUCUUUGUGGUUGAAGAGGACAACACUCCAUUGUCCGUCACAGUGACGCCCUGCGAUGCGCCCUUGGAGUGGAAGCUGAGCCUCCAGGAGCUGCCAGAGGAGGCAAGCGGGGAAGGUUCAGGUGAUCCAGAGCCUCUGGAUCAGCAGAAGCAGCAGAUCAUUAAUGAGGAAGGCACAGAGCUUUUCUCCUACAAAGGGAACGACGUGGAGUAUUUCAUAUCUUCUAGUUCUCCAUCUGGUUUAUAUCAGUUGGAGCUUCUUUCAACAGAGAAAGACACGCAUUUCAAAGUGUAUGCCACCACAACUCCGGAGUCUGACCAGCCCUACCCUGACCUGCCUUACGACCCGCGAGUUGAUGUCACGUCUCUGGGACGCACCACUGUUACCUUGGCUUGGAAGCCGAGCCCCACCGCCUCUGUGCUGAAGCAGCCCGUCCAGUACUGCGUGGUCAUCAGCAGAGAGCACAACUUUAAAAGUCUCUGCGCGGUGGAAGCCAGGCUGAGUGCGGACGAUGCUUUCAUGCUGGCCCCCAAGCCCGGCCUGGACUUCAGCCCUUUCGACUUUGCGCACUUCGGGUUUGCUGCGGAGAGCUCAGCGAAGGAGCGCAGCUUCCUGCCGAAGCCUUCCCCCAAGUUAGGGCGGCAGGCGCACUCGAGGCCCAGGGCGGACAUUCAGAAGGUCUGCAUAGGAAACAAGAACAUCUUCACGGUCUCGGAUCUGAAACCCGACACGCAGUACUACUUCGACGUCUUCGUGGCCAACAGCGACAGCAACAUGAGCACGGCUUACCUGGGCACCUUUGCCAGGACCAAGGAGGAAGCCAGACAGAAGACGGUGGAGCUGAAGGACGGGAAAGUCACCGACGUGUUCGUUAAGAGGAAGGGGGCCAAGUUUCUACGGUUUGCCCCAGUCUCGUCUCACCAGAAGGUCACCUUCUUCGUUCACUCUUGUCUGGACGCCGUCCAAAUCCAAGUGAGAAGAGAUGGGAAGCUCCUUUUGUCCCAGAAUGUGGAAGGCAUUCGGCAGUUUCAGCUGAGAGGCAAACCAAAAGCCAAGUAUCUCAUCCGACUGAAGGGAAACAAGAAGGGUGCAUCUAUGCUGAAAAUACUGGCUACCACCCGGCCCAGCAAGCAGUCGUUUCCCUCUCUUCCUGAGGACAGGCGCAUCAAGGCUUUCGACAAGCUCCGCACCUGUACUUCAGUCACAGUGGCUUGGCUAGGCACCCAGGAAAGGAACAAGUUUUGCAUCUACAAAAAGGAAGUGGAUGAUAAUUACAAUGAAGACCAGAAGAAAAGAGAGCAAAACCAAUGCCUGGGCCCGGAUACGAGGAAGAAAUCAGAGAAGGUCCUCUGUAAAUAUUUCCACAGUCAGAACCUGCAAAAAGCCGUGACCACAGAAACAAUUAAAGGCCUUCAGCCUGGAAAAUCUUACCUGCUGGAUGUUUAUGUCACAGGACAUGGAGGGCACUCGGUGAAGUAUCAGAGUAAAGUCGUGAAAACCAGAAAGUUCUGUUAG
Molecule: messenger RNA, 1707 nt
Organism: Rangifer tarandus platyrhynchus (Svalbard reindeer)
Lineage: Eukaryota; Metazoa; Chordata; Mammalia; Artiodactyla; Cervidae
Source: the annotation of a GenBank genome assembly